This is a messenger RNA of Yamadazyma jaroonii, 1071 nucleotides long. The record is from the annotation of a GenBank genome assembly. Lineage: Eukaryota; Fungi; Ascomycota; Pichiomycetes; Serinales; Debaryomycetaceae.
AUGAUAGUAAAGCGAUUUAAAUCGAACUUCAUAGCCAACGCUUUGAAUUUGUUCAGGAAGGAUGUUGCUAAAACUGUCAGUCAGAGUCAGUCAAUCAUUAGACACGAAGAUGCGUCGAAUUUGAAUAAAUUCAAAGAUUAUAAACCAUCAAUUAUAUCAUCAGUAACUUAUGGUCCCGUACAAGAACAGUUCUUGAAGGGCAAGCACGAUAAAGUUAUUCAAGGCAAUAAGUUCAAUCAGGAUUUACAGGAACUUAUUGACAUUUUGAAUUUAUCAAAUCCGAAAAGUAUCGAAUACCAUAAACAGUUAUUGAACUUGAAUAAUCAAAAGUUUACUAAUGCCAUCAAAACAUUAUCAGAAGACAAGUUGGCCGAAGUGCUUAACUUCCUUUUACUCCAACCACAAAAGAAUUUCGAAAAACUAUCCAUAGUCAUGAUGAAUCCCAAACUUAACUUUAAGAAGAUCCCUGAAAUAGAAGAAUUCGAUUUAGAUGAAAUCAACGAAGUUAAAUUUAAAAUUUUAAUGUUACGUAAAUACAAUUUAAGCCACCAACCAUUGAAAAUCAUGAAAUCCUUGAAGCACAACUUCCAUACCAUUUAUCCCUUGAUAAAAGAUAAAUCCAUACCUCAAUACUACGAGAGAAUAUUUUGGUAUUUCUAUUUCCGUUACAAUAAAGACUUGAAAGAGAAGAUUUUGGAAUUAGAUGAUGUUUACCAUAGCUUUACCAUCUGGGAAGCUUUACCAAAUUUCCAAGAAGUUUCGAAAACAAUUUUACAUAGUCAAAAAUUGAGUAAAUUCCAUGAAGUAUUCUUCCUGGUAGUAUCUAACAAAUCAGUGGGUGAAAUCAUAAAACAAAAUCCUAAUAUCCUAAACAGUAUGAAAAAGUUCAGUAUCAAUCACAAGAUUUACGCCAAUGAUUUAGGAUCGGUGAAUUUCGCCAAGUUAGUGAAUGACCAAAUAACACCCUUAUUGGAGAACCCAAAAUCUGUUCAAGACCUAAUUGAACAAUUGACUGAAGAAGAUUUCAAAUGGAAUGACAAGUUCAUGUUCUUGAUGAAUGAAAUCAAAUAA